CAAAACAGUAACACGGGAACAAAGUUGUGAGUCACGGCUUCUCUCCACACAUUCCCCGUGUUUCCUUUCCCUAAGUCUUUUACAUUUUCAAACAGGACAUCUUGUCGGGUGCGUUCGAGAUUACGACGGUUUGAUUUUCACUUUGACAAAAAAAAAAAAAGCUGUCCAACUUUUUUUUUUGUUUUUUUUUUUUCCCUCUGGCAUUCAGUGGAUAUUCGCAGUGGAUGUACUUCGGGAGAUUUCACCUCAUUUUACGAAGGAGUGAGUGUCUUAUACCUCGAAAAUGUCUUAAGACCUUCCCAAACGGGAUCUACUUUUUAAGCUUUCCGUGACUCGACUUGCCACUGUUUGGCCUUAUUCGGACGGUUUGGACUUGUUUUGAGGCGCUGCACGUCUCCUUAAUCCCUCCCGGUGACAGCAGAGGUGCAGCGUCGCCUUGAACAAUCAAAGCCUCGCACGCUCUCGGAUUUAUUUGCAACCAUGGCGUCACUCGGCGACCUUGCGGAGGGCGGAGCCAAUGAGGAGUUCAGUGACAUCAUCAAGUCGCGAUCAGAUGAACAUGACUUGGUGCAGAAGAAAACAUUCACCAAGUGGAUAAAUGCACAGUUUUCAAAGGAGGGUAAAACAGCCAUCAAGGACAUGUUCUCUGACCUGAGGGAUGGGAGGAAGCUGCUGGACCUGCUGGAGGGCCUCACCGGCAACGUCCUGACCAAAGAGCGAGGCUCCACCAGAGUGCACGCGCUCAACAACAUCAACAAAGUGCUUCAAGUUCUGCAUCAGAAUAACGUGGAUCUGGUAAACAUUGGUGGCACUGACAUUGUUGAUGGGAAUCACAAGCUUACUUUGGGCCUCAUCUGGAGCAUUAUUCUUCACUGGCAGGUGAAAGACAUCAUGAAGGACGUCAUGUCCCGCCUGCAGCAGACCAACAGCGAGAAGAUCUUGCUCAGCUGGGUGCGCCAGUCCACCCGCGCUUAUCCGGAGGUCAACGUGCUGAACUUCACCACCAGCUGGGCCGACGGUCUGGCUCUCAACGCCAUCCUGCACCACUUCAGGCCAAAUGCAUUCAGUUGGGGUGGUGUGGUCCAAAUGAGGCCCGUUGAGCGUCUGGAGCACGCCUUCACUGUAGCCAAAGACCGGCUAGCUAUCGAGAGGCUACUGGACCCUGAAGACGUGGCUGUGCAGUUACCAGAUAAGAAGUCCAUACUCCUGUACGUGACGUCGCUGUUUGCGGCGCUUCCCAAAGACGUCAGCAUGGAGUCCGUCCGAGAGGUAGAGACGCUGCCGCGCAGAUUCAAAGUGGAGGCCGACGAGUCGGGUCCGGGCCUUGGUGCACAGCUGAGGGAAGCGGGCAACAGUCCCCGGCAGGAGACCCCCGAUGCCCAGACGGAGCUGGAAGGGGAGAUGGAGGGUGUCGUGCUGGAGGCCGACUUGGACACCUACCAGACCACCCUGGAGGAGGUCCUGACCUGGCUGCUGUCGGCCGAGGACGCCCUGCAGAUCCAGGAUGAGGUGUCGGACGACGUGGAGGAUGUCAAAGAGCAGUUUCACACACACGAGGCCUUCAUGAUGGAGCUGACGGCUCACCAGAGCAGCGUGGGCAAUGUGCUGCAAGCCGGCAAUCAACUGAUCGCCCAGGGCAGCCUGUCAGAAGAGGUGGAGGAUGAAAUACGGGAGCAGAUGAGCCUUCUAAAUUCCCGCUGGGAGAGCCUACGCGUGGCUAGCAUGGACCGCCAAGCCAGGUUACACGAAGUUCUAAUGGAGCUCCAGCAGCAGCAGCUCCAGCAGCUUUCUGAUUGGCUGACUCGGACAGAAGACCGCAUCAGAAAGAUCGAGACCGAGUCGCUGGCAAAAGACAUAGACGACUACAAGGAACGCAUCGAGCAGCAUAAAGAGCUUCAGAAUGACCUGGAGGCGGAGCAGGUGAAGGUAAACUCCCUGACGCACAUGGUGGUCGUGGUCGACGAAAACAGCGGCGAGACCGCCACCGCUGCCCUGGAGGAGCAGCUACAAUCUUUGGGCGAGCGCUGGGCGGCUGUUUGUCGCUGGACAGAGGAGAGGUGGCACAAGCUACAGGAAGUCUUCCUGGUGUGGCAGCAGCUCGUGUCGGAUCAGAGUUUGUUCAGAUCGUGGUUGGAAGAAAGAGAGCAGGCCUUGAGUGAAGUGCAGACCAGCAGUUUUAAGAACCCAAGUGAAAUCAACACAAAAGUGCGGCAAUUAGCUAUUCUCAAGGAGGAUAUGGAAAAGAAGAGGAGGACCCUAGACCAACUUUCGGACGCAGGCCGGGACGUGAUCUCGUUGGUGCGGAGCAGUGAGGCUGGAGCUGUCAUUGAGACGGACACCGAAGAUUUGGCCCAUCGAUGGGACAACCUGGUGCAGAAGCUGGAGGAUUGCUCCUUCCAGGUGAUGGAAGCUGUGACCUACGCUGGGAUGACACAGGUGGAUGAACGGGUCGUCAUGAAGACGGUCGCCGUGGCUGCCGCCGCUGGUGAUUCGGCCGCCGACCAGGAGCUGGCCCCUCCCGCUCCGCCCAAGAAACGACUGGUGGAAACAGACGUAGAAGUCAGGAGGCUAUUUGAAAAUAAACUUUCCAACCAUCUGAGCUGGAUCAAAAAGUGGAAGGCGUCCGCUCAAGCUCUCGCCACCACGCAUCCGGACGCUACAACUGAUAUCCGGGAGCUGCAGGAGAAGUUCAAGGCUCACGAGGUGGAACUUAAAGCAAAGGAGCCCGCCAUCGCUCAAGUGAUCCAGGAAGGUCGAGACUUGAUGGAGCAGUUGGAGAGAAAGGGCGUUCAUGUGGACUCAGUGCGGGCAGACGUAGAUCUGAUCCAGACUGAAUUGGACGCGUGCUCGAGGGAGCUGCAGGCGGCCCGCGAACGAGUGGACGCCCAGACUCGGUACACGGCGUUGUCGGCCGAGCUGGCGGGACUGGAUCGGGUCUUGGAUGAACUGGAUGCAUGGCUGGACUCCACUUGUGCUGUAGAAAAGUGUGACAGCGACCAACUCAGGAGUCUGGGUGACGAAUGUCAGUCCCGACUGGUCCCUCUCAAUGCGUCGAGUACACAGUUGGAACAGAUUUGUGCAGAUGUGGCGUCGCUGCCUUCUUUAAAAGAAACCACGGCGGCGGUGGCGGCACGUCACGCCUCCACCUUACAGCGGCUCCACAGCAAACAGCAGGAGGCCAACCAAGCUCUGGAGGCCAUUCGGGCUCGAUCUCUUCUGGUGGAGGGGCUGGAGGGCAGGCUGGCCGCACUGAGACGAGGCAUCUGCGACGUUGCCACCGUUGAGGCGGCGGUGCAGCGAGCACAGAAUUUGUGUCUGGAUAUUGAACAAACGCAGCAAGCCUCCCAUCCCGCAGAACAGCAAAGAUGGACGCAGCUUUCCACCAAAGCCCGUGAGGAGCUGGCCACGCUCAAGUGCAUUCUGGGAAGCAUGAAGGACAAUCAGGUGCAGAUGGCGGAGGUGGAGCGCUGGUUGGAGGCGGUUCAGGAGCUUUUGUCUCGGGAUGCGACAAGGUCGAGUGACACGUGCAGCUUACAGGAAGAAUUGAGUCAUUGCAAGGAAUGUGUAAACGAGAUGGAGUCCGUGCAGGGUGCUUUGAAGCAGAUGGACGAGAGCGUGAGUGCAGUGCAGGCGUCUGCGCUACCGGGGCUGGCCAAAUGGGGGCAGAGCACGGCGGAAGAGUUCCGAAGUCGAUUGGACUCGCUUUCGAAACAGUUGCUGAGCCAGCAGGAUCGUCUGUUAGAGAGUCAGGAGAAGCAGGUGAACCUGAAGAAAGACUUGGCUGAGAUGCAGGAGUGGAUGGCACAAGUGGACGAGGAAUUCCUAAUGAGGGACUUUGAGUAUAAAAGUCCGGAAGAGCUCGAGACGGCGCUGGAAGAAAUGAAGAGGGCUAAAGAGGAAGUGCUACAGAAGGAGGUGAAAGUGAAGAUCCUGAAGGACAGCAUCAACCUGUUGGUGUCCAGGACGGCACCCCCAAGUGGUGGUGUCGGGGGUGGAGGAGGAGGAAGCGGUGCGCAGGGGUUGACGGCACAACUGGAGGGCGUUCUGGGCAACUACCACAAGCUCUGCGACCGUCUCAAGAGCAAGUGCCACACCCUGGAGGAGGUGUGGUCGUGUUGGAUGGAGCUGCUGCAGUACCUGGACAUGGAGCAAUGCUGGCUCAACACCUUGGAGGAGAAGGUGCAAGCCACGGGAAGUCUACCAGAGAGCGCCGAGGUGGUUCAUGAAGCAAUCGAGAGUUUGGAGAGCGUGCUCCGCCAUCCGGCGGACAACCGCACACAAAUCCGAGAGCUGGGUCAGACGCUGAUCGAUGGCGGCAUCCUGGACGAGCUCAUCGGUGAGAAACUCGAGGCCUUCAAUUCCCGCUAUGAGCAACUCAACCACCAGGCUGUCGACAGGCAGAUGGGCCUGGAGCAGCAGCUCGCCACGCUGAAGGAGAACGAGCAAGCUCUCCAAGACCUCCAGGAGUCUCUUUGUCAGCUGGACCACACGCUCACGUCCUACCUGACCGACCGCAUCGACGCCUUCCAGCUUCCGCAGGAGGCGCAGAACAUCGGGGCAGAAAUCGCAACACAUGAAGUGACGAUGGAGGAGAUGCGGAGGAGGAACGUAGCCAACUUGCCACUGCCGGCCACUGAUGCCAAAGCUGCCAAAGGUGGCACCAUGCUGGAUCAGAUUCAGAGAAAACUGCGAGAGAUUUCCACAAAGUACCAGCUGUUCCAGAAGCCUGCUAACUUUGAGCAGCGCAUGUUGGACUGCAAGAGGGUUCUCGACGGCGCCAAGGACGAGCUGCACAUUCUGGACGUCAGGGAUUUGGAGCCGGAGAAUAUCCAGUCCCACCUCAACGGCUGCAUGAAACUGUACAAGCUGCUGAGCGAGGUGAAACUGGAGGUGGAGACGGUGAUAAAAACGGGUCGGCAGAUCGUGCAGAAACAGCAGACGGAGAACCCCAAGGCCAUGGACGAGCAGCUGACUGCUCUCAAACUGCUUUACAACGACCUUGGGGCGCAGGUAACUGAGGGCAAGCAGGACUUGGAAAAGGCCUUGUCACUGUCGCAGAAGUUCCACAAGGAGAGCGCCGCCCUGCAGGAGUGGCUGACCACUAGCGAGGCCGCGCUCCAGCAGAAGAACAACAGCGGAGACAUGCCGGCAGACAUCGAUGCUGAGAUUGGCUGGGCGAAUGGCCUUUUGAAGGAGUCCGAGCACCGUCAGCUGGAGCUGUCCAGUCUGAUGGAGACCAGCGGCGGGCUGCAGACCCUGGUGGAGGGCAGCGAGACGCAGCUGGACGACAAACUCUGCGGCCUCAACGAGUCCUGGGCACAAGUACGCACGUGGAUCGAGGACUGGCUCAGUGCUGUGCUGAGUCACCAAAAUGAGGUGGAAAUCUUCGACGAGAACCUGGCCCACAUCAGCACGUGGCUCUACCAGACUCAAAUCCACCUGGACGAGGCGGAGCGGCUGGAGCCGGAAGAGCGCAAGAAGGUGGUCAAGAACAUGCUGGAGGAGUUGGAGGACGUCGGGCUGCGUGUGGACAGCGUGAGGGACCAGGCCGUCAUCCUGAUGACCAGCCGGGGGCCCGCCUGCCGAGACGUGGUGGAGCCAAAACUGGGGGAGCUCAACUGCAACUUCGACAAAGUCUCGCAGCACAUCAAAACUGCUCAGAUGAUGACCAGUUUGGAGUCAGGUGUGGACGUGAGCCAGCAACCAGCACCUCAACAGCAUGUUCUUCCAAACCUGGAGACCUCAGUCGAGACUCAGACUGAAGCUCUGCUCCCCAACGAGGCGCAGGAGUUUCAGGCCCAGCUCCAGGACACGCUCAGGACUCUGCAGCAGGACCCUGAGAACAUCCCCGAUGAUGACAAGAUGGAUGAGGAAAAAGCCAGCGUGGAAAACCUGCUGAGACGAGGAGAAGAUCUGCUGCAGCAAACGUCCGACGAGGUCCAGAGGGAGGAAUUGAGGAUCCUGCUGCUCCGGCUCCAGAACCAGUACUCCUCGCGCAGGGAGUUGAGGGUGCUGAGAAGCAGGCAGCUCGACGUAGUUUCGUCUUCCCGCAUGAUCACGCAGCAGAUAAGAGACAUUCCGCCCGAGGAUGUGCAGUCGGUAGUGGACCGCGGCCGCACCCCCUCGCAGAGCCCGUCCAGCUACCUGCUGGACGUCAACAAAAUGCUGCUGGCCAUGGCCGACAACGAGCUGCUGCUCAACUCCUCCGAGCUCAGUGGGCGGCUCUACGAAGACUUCUCCAGCCAGGAGGACACACUCAGGACCAUCAACGAAAACCUGGAGCGGCUGGGCGAGCGGGUGGCCGCCAACCACGAGCGCCACCUGGACGUCAUCCGGCACGCGUCGCCCGCCGAGGUCUCCCAGAUGGAGGACGCCCUCACGCAGCUCAAUGCCGAGUGGGACCGCCUCAACCGCAUGUACAACCAGCGCAAAGGGAGCUUUGAUCGCGCCAUUGAGGAUUGGAGGCAGUUCCACUGCGACAUGAACGACCUGAGCCAGUGGCUGACCGACACCGAGAGGUUGCUCUCGGACGGCGUUGGUCCCGAGGGACAGUUGGACCCGGAAUCGGCACGGCGCCACCAGGAGGAUCUCGAGGAAGGCCUCGCCAGCCACCAGGCCGUCCUGGCCGGCCUCACCCGCACGGGAGAGCGCAUCAUCGGCCAGUUGUCCUCCCCCGACGGCCCGCUGCUGGAAGAGAAACUCCACGACCUGAAUCAGCGGUGGAGGGCUGCGAACUGCCAGGUCGUGGAACGACAGCGCAGGUUGGCUGGAGGAGAUCCAGCCCUGGCGGAGCUAAAGAGGAGAAGCGAGGAUUUGGCUUCAUGGCUGCAGCAGGCGGAAAAUGCUUUAGUCUCACUUCCCGUCUCCUCCACUGACCAGAAGCUUAAAGAACUCAAGGCCUUGGCCGUGGAGAUGGACGCCCAGAACGAACACCUCGGCUGGCUCAACAAACACGCACCGCAGAUCCUGGACAGGCCCGCCGUCAGCGCACAGAGCCGAGACCACCGCGUGGGCAAACUCCGAGCCAUCAACCUCAACUGGAGCAAGGUAACCCACGAGUUGUUAGACAAGGUGGGUCAGGUGGAGGCCAACCUGCAGAGUCACGCCCACUUCCGCGACAAAAUGAACCGGCUCACCGACUGGGUGGUCAUCACGCAUCAGACCAUCACAAAUCGAGGCCUGAGUCCCGGCCAAGCGCAGGCUUUGGAGGUCUCCAUGAAAGACAGGAAGAAGGACCUGGAAGACCUCUUGGCCCACUCCAUUGAACUGCAGAGACGCCAGCAGCUGUCUCCUCAUGAGAAGAGCAAGGUGGAGCAGCUGGCGGCCGACUGGAAAGUUCUGGAUGGUCGGCUGAGGGAGUCCCUGCAGGCGCACGUCUCCCCGUGGACGCUGCACCACACUCGCGUUGUGGAGCACCAGCAACUUGUCACCGUGUCUUCAGUGCCUUCGGCUGUCCAGAUGGCCAGCCUGGCGAGCGAGGACCCCCAUCACCAGACCCCACACACGCCCGACUCGGUGGCGCCCACCGACCUCAACGAGACGGCCACCGAGCUGGCGGAUUGGCUGGUCCUCAUCACGCAGAUGCUCAAGUCCAACAUCGUCACGGUGGGCGACACUGAGGAGAUCAGGACCACCGUGGCGCGCCUGCAGGUGACGAGAAGUGACCUGGAGCAGCGUCAUCCUCAGCUGGAGGACAUUUUCACCCUUGCGCAGAACAUCAAAAACAAGACGUCCAACCUGGAUGUGCGCACGUCCAUCACGGAAAAACUGGAGAGGGUGCGCAGCCAGUGGGACAACACGCAGCACGGCGUAGUGGCGCGACUCCAGCAGCUGGACAAUAUGAUUGGCCACAGCGAUCAGUGGGAGGCUCAGCGGCGGGAGGUGCAGGCUCUGAUUGGGCACAAAGAAGGAUGGUUCCAUGACAUGCUGCAGCAGUCCAGAGAGUCCGGAGACCCUCUGACCGUUCAGCUGGCUGACAGCAAGGCUUUUUUGCAAGAGCUGAGUCGGGGCCAAGCUGCGGUGGCGGCUUUCAACGAGCUGUCCGGUCAUCUUCUGCGCGAGUACUCCACCGACGACACCCGACGGGUGAAAGAAGUCAUGGAUGCGCACAAUGCCGCCUGGAACAACCUCAACAAUAGGGCGAACGACCACCACGCCCAGCUGGACGGCGAGCUGAAGGGCCUGCAGGUGUCCCUCAGGGAGCUGGAAGCCUUCCUCAAGUGGCUCCAGGAGGCCGAGACCACCGUCAACGUGCUGGCCGACGCCUCCCAGAGGGAGGACCUAUCGCAGGACUCGGCUCGCGUCAAGGAGCUGAGACGACAGCUGGAGGACAUCCAGGCUGAGAUCGAUGCCCACAAUGACAUCUACAAGAGCGUGGACAGCAACAAGUCCAAAAUGGUCAAGGCUCUGGGAAGCUCAGAGGAGGCCGUGUUCCUUCAACACAGGCUGGAUGACAUGAACCAACGCUGGAGCGACCUCAAGGCCAAAUCGGCCAACAUUCGAGCCCACCUGGAAGCGAGUGCCGAGCGCUGGUCCCGUCUGCUGGGCCUGCUGGAGGAGCUGUGGAGGUGGAUUUGCAUGCAGGACGAGGAGCUGGCCAAGCAGAUGCCCGUCGGUGGAGAUGUGCCCACCCUGCUGCAGCAGCAGAACCACUGCGCGAUUCUGCAGUCGGAACUGAAAGAACGCGAGCAGCUGGUUAUCAGCACCUUGGAGCAAGCUCGCACGUUUCUGGCUGAGCAGCCCAUUGAAGGCCCGGGAGAACCGCGCAAGAACCUGCAGCCCAAGACAGACCUCAGUCCGGAGCAAAAGGCCCGUGGCCUAGCUCGGGCCAUCCGCAAGCAGACGGGCGAGGUGAGGGAGCGCUGGGAACGUCUGAGGGGACACGCCGGAGGCUGGCAGAAUCAAGUGGAGCAAGCCCUUGAGCGAUUGCAGGACCUCCAGAGCUCCAUGGACCAGCUGGAUCUACGGCUGACUCGGGCCGAGGACGCCAAGUCUGGCUGGCAACCUGUGGGCGACCUGCUGAUUGACUCUCUGCAGGACCGCAUCGACAAUACCAUGGUAUUCCGAGACGAGAUCAGCCCGCUGCGUCAGGAUGUCCAGAUAGUAAAUGAGCUUUCUGCAGAGCUGACUCCACUGGACAUCCAGCUGUCCUCCACCGCCUCCAGGCAGCUGGACCAGCUGAACAUGAGGUGGAAGCUACUGCAGGUGGCAGUGGAGGACAGACUGAAGCUCCUCCAGGAAGCCCACCGAGACUUUGGCCCCUCCUCUCAACAUUUCUUAUCCACUUCUGUGCAGCUUCCCUGGCAACGGGCGGUUUCUCAAAAUAAAGUUCCAUAUUACAUCAACCACCAGACACAAACGACCUGCUGGGACCAUCCCAAGAUGACGGAGCUCUACCAGUCGCUAGCGGACUUGAACAACGUGAGAUUCUCUGCGUACCGCACCGCCAUGAAGAUCCGCCGGUUGCAGAAAGCUCUGUGCUUGGACCUGCUGGACCUGAGCGUGGCCCAGAACACCUUUUCGCAGCACAAGCUGACCAACAACAGCCAGCUCAUGUCCGUCCCGGACGUCAUCAACUGCCUGACGUCCAUCUACGACGGCCUGGAGCAGGAGCACAAAGACCUGGUCAACGUGCCGCUCUGCGUCGACAUGUGCCUCAACUGGCUGCUCAACGUCUACGACACUGGUCGCAGCGGGAAGAUUCGCGUCAUGUCGAUGAAGAUCGGCUUGCUGUCUCUCUGCAAGGGCCACCUGGAGGAGAAAUACAAAUACCUCUUCAGUCAGGCGGCAUCAGCGGGCGACACGUGCGACCAGCGGCAGCUCGGCCUCCUGCUUCACGAGGCCAUUCAGAUCCCCAAACAGCUGGGAGAGGUGGCCGCCUUCGGGGGCUCCAACAUUGAGCCCAGCGUGCGAAGCUGCUUCCAGCACGCCACCAACAAGGUGGAGCUGGAGCCCAGGCAGUUUGUGGACUGGAUGCGUCUGGAGCCUCAGUCCAUGGUCUGGCUCCCCGUCCUGCACCGAGUGGCCGCCGCCGAGACGGCCAAGCAUCAGGCCAAGUGCAACAUCUGCAAGGAGUGUCCCAUUGUGGGCUUCAGGUAUCGCAGUCUGAAGCAUUUCAACUACGACGUGUGUCAGAGCUGCUUUUUCUCCGGGCGCACUGCCAAGGGCCACAAGCUCAACUAUCCCAUGGUGGAGUACUGCACGCCGACAACGUCGGGCGAGGAUAUGCGAGAUUUUACCAAAGUGCUGAAGAACAAAUUCCGCUCCAAGAAGUACUUUGCCAAGCACCCUCGACUGGGCUACUUACCCGUCCAGACUGUCCUCGAGGGCGACAAUAUGGAAACUCCCGUCACCCUCAUCAGCAUGUGUCCGGAGCAGUACGAGCUGUCCCAGUCACCUCACUUGUCCCAUGAUGACACCCAUUCCAGGAUAGAGCAGUACGCCAGCAGGUUGGCACAGAUGGAGAGGUCAAACGGAUCACUGCCAACGGACAGCAGCUCGGCCACCGGAAGCAUGGACGACGAGCAUACGCUGAUCCUUCAGUACUGCCAGACGCUAGGAGGCGAGGGUUCGCCCCGCAGCCAGCCUCAGAGCCCCGCGCAGAUCCUCCAGGCCGUGGAGAGGGAGGAGCGUGGCGAGCUGGAGCGGGUCAUCAACCGCCUGGAGGAGGAGCAAAGGAGCCUCCGGAGGGAGUACGAGCAGCUGAAGGAGCAGCAGCGGAGAGGGGCCCCCGCCGGAAGCCCGCCGUCGGCCGCCCCCCCCGACGAGGCCGACCUCCUGGCCGAGGCGAAGCUGCUGCGGCAGCACAAGGGCCGGCUGGAGGCCCGCAUGCUCAUCCUGGAGGACCACAACAAGCAGCUGGAGUCGCAGCUCCAUCGGCUCAGGCAGCUCCUGCACCAGCCAGCGGCGGACUUGAGGGUAAAUGGACUUUCUUCUUCUCCCGCCGCCCAAGAUGGAGAACCACUUUCGGAGAACUCAGAUGAGCUGCUGGACCCUCACAACAGCAGCUCUAAUCUGGUCGAUGUCAUGGAGCAGAUUAACAACUCCUUCCCUGCAUGCAGUUCCUCAAGCCUCUCGUCCAGACCACAGGUGAUGUGACCACGUGACACGAGCGGCGAUCCCAAAGAAGCCCCGGAACCCAAAACUCAAACCACUUCAUCCAACCUUGUCGUCGUCUACUAUGCAAAGUGUACAACAAGGUCACCAACUGUAUGUUGUACCCGCUUUGACUUUUCGCCCUCAAUAUGGACCCCGAGCUUUGUAUCAUAUAUCCCCCCCCUUUUUUAUUAUUAUUAUGAUUUUGUUUUUCAGGGGUGCUUUUGGAAGUCAUUGGGUUCACCGGGAAUCAGUCUGUUACUUUUCCUCUGUCAUUCCACCGCUUCCACUUCCCCCCCCAACAAACUCAGAUUUAGAAAGCAGUUAUGGGAGCAUACGCACGUCCCUAUUAACAGCCGAUCUUCAAAGUACAAAGAAGUAUUAGGGCCAUACUGAAAAAGAAACAAAAUGAAUACCUUGAGACUGAAAUAUAGAUAUAUAUUUUUUAAAGUAGAAUUUUAAGAGGAAAUAAAGUCUGUAUUUUAUGAGAAUAAAGUAACAAUACAGUACUGCGGUAAAAAAAGUCUGCAUUUUGUGAGGUCAAAAAAGUCUUAAUUUCAUUUAAGUCAAGUUCUAAUUUCACUGGAAGGGCAAGGUCUGUGAAAAAUUUGGCAUAUUACAAGAAAUAAAUCCGAUUAUUACAGGAAAGCCAUUGUGACUUUAACAAAAAUAUUAUUUUGUAAUGUUAUGAGGAAAAGUUAGAAUUUUAUGGAAAGUCCUAACAUAAAAAGAAAAAUGUUUGAUGGAAAAUCACAAAUUAAUGGCAAAAAAGUUUCAAUCUGAAAAGAAAACAAAAGUCAAAGGUUUACAAGAAUAAAGUCAUGAUGCUACAAAAAGCGUCAGAAUUUUGUAACAUUACACAUUUUUCUUUUCUUAAAAAAAAACAAAAACAAAAAACUAACAGCUUUUUGUCAUAAUAUUCCAAAUUCAUUGGGACUCAUCAACUCGGAACUUUCCGACUUUUUUCUCAGAAAAUUGCAGCAUUUUUUUCCUGUAUUUUAUUAUUAUUAUUUUUUGUUCCCCCCCCCCCCAUAUUUUCAGUGUCUCCCGAACAGUCCAGCAUCAGUACACUGAGAGACUUGAUUGAAUCUGUGUUUGUGCCUAUACAGUUUGCAAUUGCACUUGUGGUGAGGCAGGUGAGUGUGUACAAAGAGAGACAUUUUGGACAUUUUGGACAAUUGCACUCGUUGUCAGACAAUGUAGAAAUUGUUUUUUUUUUUUUUUUUUUUUUUUUGGAGGAGGGAGUGGGGGGGGGGUCUUUUUGGGUUCAAAAUGAUCAAUCAAGAGGAAAGCCAUGAUUGCCUUGCUACCUCAGUCUCAUUCCGACACGCUUUAGUUUCAAACUGAACACUGCAUUGAGGAGCUGUCGAGUUGUUGUUAUUGUUUGUUUGGAAACAUUCGCGUCACUGUUACUGUACCACAAUUUUGGUCCUGCUGAACCGUGUGAGUUAUUCCUUUGUUUUGUCGCGCUAUUAAUGCUAUAGUGUAUAUCAUGUACGACUUGUGCGACUUAACAACACUACUAUAUUCUCCUCCCUCCCCUUUGCAGACUGUAGCUUCAUAUGGGUGAUUAUUUUACCAGAUACGUUACAAUGGCAGAACUGUGUUGUUGUUGUUUUUUUCUAGCCCACCCCCUCCCUCUUUUUCCUGGUAUGUAAAAUAGAUGGACCACUUUAUGUCUAAAAUGGCGACAUUGUUUUAUUUCCAAAUAAAAAUUUUAUAACAAUC
This is a messenger RNA of Phyllopteryx taeniolatus (common seadragon), 12822 nucleotides long. It is a transcript of the gene utrn, whose product is annotated as utrophin. Bases 481 to 11097 code for a protein of 3538 amino acids. The record is from RefSeq and is a predicted model, not a curated record. The transcript has 79 exons. Gene Ontology annotation, molecular function: protein binding; zinc ion binding. Gene Ontology annotation, biological process: synaptic signaling. NCBI's taxonomy places the organism in Eukaryota, Metazoa, Chordata, Actinopteri, Syngnathiformes, Syngnathidae. Gene Ontology annotation, cellular component: plasma membrane.